AUGAAAGACGCGAUAUCAGUCUGGCAAUCCUUUGUAAACCUCUCAUUAUCCAGACGCCCUUCGCAAAAAAUUAGAGUACCCACAGAAGAUUACCAUGAUGCGCCCCCUACCAGAGUUUACAUUGGUGGUCUAAACGAUCAAUACAAACGUGCAUUAACUAUAUCCUUUAUUGGAGUCCUUGGAAUCCUUUCUGGGGUGUUUAUUUUACUAGUAAAACCAUACGACAUCUUGUACCAAUGGAAAAGCACGUUCUCAGAAGGCGGUGAGAUUUUCGAAAUGUGGAGGACACCUCCGGUUGAUCUAUAUCUAAGAGUUUUCCUGUGGAAUGUCACAAACAAGGAAGAUUACAUGAGCGGGAAGGAUUCGAAACUAAAAGUUCAAGAAGUUGGACCCUACGUGUACAAAGAAUUAAUGUCGCAUGAAAAUGUCACAUUUUUCGAAAAUGGCACCCUGUUCGCAAACCCUAGACAUAAAUUAGUUUGGGUCGAAGAACUAUCAGAAGGAAGAAGGGAGGACGAUCUAGUAAUAAUGCCAAACAUCGCCUUAUUGAGUAUUGCCCAUGUAGUUUCAGACGACUCAUAUUUUACCAAACUAGGACUAAACAUGCUUAUUCGUCAAACAAACUCUGAACCUUUGGUUCAAAUGACUGCUAAAGAGUUCAUGUUUGGUUACAGCAGUACUUUGAUGACCUUGGGAAACAAGUUCAUGCCUGCUUGGAUCUAUUUUGAUAAACUUGGCCUCAUAGAUAGAAUGUAUGAUUUUGACGGUGACUAUGAAACCGUGUACACUGGAAGGGACGAUUUAAAAUUGGGAGGACUUUUGGAUACAUACAGUGGUUCUACCAAGAUUCCCCAAUGGGACAGUCCAUGUGGAGAUAUUAAAUACGCAUCUGAUGGUACUAAAUUCAACAGUAUGAUUCAACCAAAUGACACGUUAAAAUUCUUCAGAAAAAGCAUGUGCAGAGCUAAAAAUUUGGUUAGGGUUAACGAGACGGUUCAUACAAACCUUAAGGCUUACGUUUACACCUUCGAAAAUUCGGAUGAUAAUGGAAAAUACGACGAACGGAAUCAAUGUUUUUGCAAGAACAAGAAUAAAUGUCUGCCACCGGGUCUUUUAGAUGUUAAUGGUUGCUACUAUGGUUUUCCUAUUGCACUAAGUUACCCGCAUUAUUUGGAUGGUAAUGAAUUUUUAUCUUCCAGAAUUGAAGGUGUCCACCCAGACGAGAAUAAGCAUAGAUCGUACUUUGUCAUUCAACCAGAUUCCGGCCUUCCCCUUGAUGUAGCUGUAAGAUAUCAAAUCAACAUGGCGUUGGGGGAUAUAAAAACAAUUGCCAAUAGCGAACGUUUUGACAAUAUGAUUCUACCUCUCCUCUGGACAGAAUCCAGGUUAUAUCAAUUGCCGACAUCUUUGAGUGUCAAAUUCAGGAUGUAUCUGAAUGUACUGCCCAUGGUUGAAGAAUGUGGGAUGUACCUCCUUUUCAUAUCGGGCGUAUUUUUGAUCCUGUAUUCCAUCAAAAAAUUGGUGACGACCAGCAGCAGCAGAAAUAUUUUUAACUCUUCCUGGGUGGAGGACGAUUUUGUCAUAAAUAUGGACAAAAAAAUCUCCAACUAUAUUCCCGAAAAACGAGCUAGCAUGACAGCGAAGGAGUUGGAGCAGUAUAUUACUAGUUUGGUGACUCCUUUAAAUCAAGAAAUAUCUUUUCAGGAGUUUUUGGAGAUGAGGGAAGAAAUUGUGUGA
Messenger RNA from Brassicogethes aeneus, 1737 nucleotides. NCBI's taxonomy places the organism in Eukaryota, Metazoa, Arthropoda, Insecta, Coleoptera, Nitidulidae. The record is from the annotation of a GenBank genome assembly.